AUGAAACUUGAAUUGGGUAAAAAAUGUUUGAUAGAACGAUUUGAGUUUAAAGUUGACAGAUCGUCUAAAACACGGUACAAAGUGUCAUGUUCUGUUGAUGGUUGUGAGUGGCGUUUUAGGGCAUACAGCUUUGCUGGUGAUAGCGCAUUUUACGUUAAAUAUUUUAACGAUAAACACACUUGUUCAAAGACGCUCACACACCCACAUUUUCGUCAGGCAAACCCCCAAGUUGUGGGUCAUUAUUUAGUGCCUCAAUUAAAAGACGGUGGUCGAAUUUAUCGCGGAAACGAGAUAAAUUCCGAUUUUAAACAAAAUUUAGGAGUUGAUAUUAGUUACAUGCAAGCAUGGCGUGGAAAAUGUCAUGCUUUAGAACUCUUGCAAGGUACAAGCAGAGAUUCUUUUGCCGAACUCCCAAUCUAUUGUUACAAUUUGGAGCGGGCGAAUCCGGGAACGGUGACUCACAUUUGGGUUGACGACGAGAGUCGGUUUGAAAUGGUCUUUGUGGCUAUUGGUGCAGCGGUUCGUAGUUUUAUGCGUAAUUUAAGACCUGUUAUUAUUAUAGACGUUGCCCAUUUGAAGGGUGAAUUUAAAGGAACAUUGUUUUUAGCAGUUGGCAUGGACGGAAAUAACCAGAUUUUACCAAUUGCCUAUGGAAUAGGCAAAUCAGAGGAUGGUGCUUCUUGGACAUGGUUCCUCUCAAAGCUUAAAGGCUGUGUUGGUGAAAUUCCAGAUAUGGCAAUCAUAUCGGAUAGGGCCAAUUCAAUAAAUUUAGCUGUAAGCAACGUGUUUCCACACGCUUAUCACGGUCUCUGCUGUCGACAUUUAAUGGUGAACUUAAGUUUACCGUCGAAUAAAAAAAAGGAAUACGAGAGCCUCUGGUGGAAGACAUGUAAAUCUUACCGGUUGUCUGAUUUUAAUGAGUCUUUCCACACUCUAUGUCUUGUAGUUCCUAGAAUACGGAACACUUUAAUAAGUAUCGGGUUUGGACGGUGGGCAAGAGCGCAUUGUCCCGGCAAUCGAUAUCAUUAUAUGACAUCUAACAGUGCAGAGUCAAUUAACGCUUUGUCUAAAGACUAUCGUAAAUUGCCAGUAACCCAACUUAUUGAAUUUUUCCGUCAAUCUGUUCAAAAAUGGUUCUAUGAUCGUCGGCUGGAGGGAAUUAAGGAAAGACAUGAGCUUACCCAGUGGGCUCAAAAAAAAUUGCAAAGAAAAUUGAUGGGUCUAGAACUUGGACUGUCGCUGGUGUAG
This is a messenger RNA of Helianthus annuus (common sunflower), 1248 nucleotides long. RefSeq lists its product as uncharacterized. NCBI's taxonomy places the organism in Eukaryota, Viridiplantae, Streptophyta, Magnoliopsida, Asterales, Asteraceae. The transcript has 2 exons. The record is from RefSeq and is a predicted model, not a curated record. The coding region runs from base 1 to 1248 and encodes 415 amino acids.